Molecule: messenger RNA, 1212 nt
Organism: Eubalaena glacialis (North Atlantic right whale)
Lineage: Eukaryota; Metazoa; Chordata; Mammalia; Artiodactyla; Balaenidae
Product: bone morphogenetic protein 8B
Exons: 7
Coding region: 1-1212 (403 amino acids)
Biological process (GO): SMAD protein signal transduction
Cellular component (GO): extracellular region
Molecular function (GO): cytokine activity; growth factor activity
Source: RefSeq, a predicted model, not a curated record
AUGGCCGCGCGCCCCGGGCCGCUCUGGCUGCUGGGCCUGGCGCUGUGCGCGCUGAGCGGCGGCGGCGCCUCUGGCCCGCGCCCCUCGCCCGGCUGCCCGCAACGGCCCCUGGGCCCGCGCGAGCGCCGCGACCUGCAGCGCGAGAUCCUGGCGGUGCUCGGGCUGACCGGGCGGCCCCGGCCCCGCGCGCCGCCCGCCGCCGCCCGGCUGCCCGCGUCCGCGCCGCUCUUCAUGCUGGACCUGUAUCGUGCCAUGGCCGGCGACGACGACGAGGACGGCGGGACCCCCGAGCGGCGCCAGGGCCGCGCCGACCUGGUCAUGAGCUUCGUCAACAUGGUGGAGUGGGACCGCAGCCUGGGCCACCAGGAGCCCCAAUGGAAGGAGUUCCGCUUUGACCUGACCCAGAUCCCGGCGGGGGAGGCCGUCACGGCCGCGGAGUUCCGGAUUUACAAGCUGCCCAGUACCCACCUGCUCAACCGGACCCUCCACGUCAGCAUGUUUGAGGUGGUCCUGGAGCAGUCCAACAGGGAGUCUGACUUGUUCUUUUUGGAUCUUCAGACGCUCCGAUCUGGGGACGAGGGCUGGCUGGUGUUGGACGUGACAGCAGCCAGUGACCGCUGGCUCUUGAACCGUAACAAGGACCUGGGACUCCGCCUCUAUGUGGAAACAGAUGAUGGGCGCAGCGUGGAUCCUGGCCUGGCCGGUCUGCUGGGGCAACAGGCACCGCGCUCCAAACAGCCUUUCGUGGUCACCUUUUUCAGGGCGAGCCCCGGCCCUGUCCGAGCCCCUCGGGCGGUGAGGCCCCUGAAGAGGAGGCUGCCGAAAAGAACCAACGAGCUGCCACCCCCAAACAAACUGCCGGGGAUCUUCGACAAUGUCCACGGCUCCCACAGCCGACAGGUGUGCCGUCGGCAUGAGCUCUAUGUCAGCUUCCAGGACCUUGGCUGGCUGGACUGGGUCAUCGCCCCCCAAGGCUACUCAGCCUAUUACUGUGAAGGGGAGUGCUCCUUCCCACUGGACUCCUGCAUGAACGCCACCAACCACGCCAUCCUGCAGUCCCUGGUGCACCUGAUGAAGCCUGACGCGGUCCCCAAGGCGUGCUGCGCGCCCACCAAGCUGAGCGCCACCUCCGUGCUCUACUACGACAGCAGCAACAACGUCAUCCUGCGCAAGCACCGCAACAUGGUGGUCCGCGCCUGCGGCUGCCACUGA